CUCCCUCGGUCUCCCGCCUCGGGCUCUUUGCGCGCCCGUGGCUAGAGCAGAGCGCGUAAGAGAAGGAAGGCAGAGAAGACUUGAGGGAAGAGUAGGAGGAGAGGGGCUGCGCUGGAGAACUGGCCCGGGCGCACUGUGUGCGGUGACGGCGGCGGCAGCUGGCGCCGCUCGGUCCCUUGCUUCGGAGGAGGAGGAGGAGGAAGAGGAGGAGGAGGAGCUGUGCGCCCGAGAAUCCUGGGCAGUGGAGCCGCCGCCGUCGGAUCGGGGCCCGGCGAGAACGGAGCGGAGCCGAGGGCUCUGGAGCAGCCGCGGCUUCCAGCCCCCAGGGGACACGCACAGCGAUCCAGCCCGGAAGAAGUCUGUGAAGCCCUAGCUGCUGCAGCAGAGCGCAGAACCCCGUAGUCUCCUUCCUCCCGGGGAGCUAAGCUGGGCGCCGCGAAGCGGUCCCAGCCCCAGGUCGGAAGAGCCAAGAGCUCCGGGGAGAGGCGAAGCCCAGCAUGCUGCCGGAGGAUGCCUGAGGCUGGCCGGCCUGCAAGCGGGCGGCUUCCCGGGCCCUCCCGGAGCCUACCAGGAGGAAUGGUGACCGCGGGCUGCGUCUUGGUCUUCUACCUGGCAGUGGCCGUGAAUAGUGCGGGUGCCGGUCCGGGUCCGGGGCUGGUCAUCUCUCACCUGGAGCCUCGCCCUGCCAGGAGAGCCACAGAGCCACUGAGGAGUGAGCCCAGGAGUCAGGAGGAGCUGGUCUUCUCAAGUGGGGAGAGCAUCGAGCUUGGAUGUGAGGCCCAAGACUCGUCCAUGCUGGCCUGGUUCAAGGAUGGCAUGGCGAUCUUACCCACCAACAGGACCCACGUCGGGCCCGACCUGCUAAAGAUCAUCAAUGUGUCUUAUGAUGACUCUGGUGUCUACACCUGCCAGCAGAAGCAUUCCAGCGAGGUUCUCUGCAACUUUACCAUCCGAGUGACCGAGUCUCCAUCCUCUGGUGAUGAUGAAGAUGAUGAGGAUGAAGGAGAAGACACAGCUGUGCCAGAGCAACCAGCGGAGCCCGACCUUCCUCACCUGCCUCUCCAUGGUGCCCCGUACUGGACCCGUCCUGAGCGAAUGGAUAAGAAACUCCUCGCUGUCCCAGCUGCAAACACAGUCCGCUUCCGAUGUCCAGCUGCAGGCAACCCCACUCCCUCCAUCUACUGGCUGAAGAAUGGCAGAGAGUUCAAAGGAGAACAUCGGAUUGGGGGAAUUAAGCUGAGACACCAGCAGUGGAGUCUGGUCAUGGAGAGCGUGGUGCCCUCCGACCGAGGGAACUACACCUGCGUGGUGGAGAACAAGUAUGGCAGCAUACAGCAAACAUACACGCUGGAUGUCCUGGAGAGAUCCCCACACCGGCCCAUUCUGCAGGCCGGCCUCCCGGCCAAUCAGACUGUGGUCGUGGGGAGCAACGUGGAAUUCCACUGUAAGGUGUACAGCGAUGCGCAGCCCCACAUUCAGUGGCUGAAGCACGUGGAGGUGAACGGCAGCAAAUAUGGCCCCGAUGGAACACCAUACGUCACUGUCCUCAAGUCAUGGGUCAGCAGUACCAUUGAAGCAGACGCUAGCCUGAAUCUGUUCAAUGUGACAGAACAGGAUGAAGGAGAAUACCUUUGUAGAGCCAACAAUUUCGUAGGCAUAGCCGAAAAGCCAUUUUGGCUCCACAUUCGCAAAUCCAGACCAGCUGAAGAAAUGGUGGAAGUGGAUGACUCGGGCAGCGUCUUUGCCGGCCUCCUCAGUUAUGGGCUUGGGUUUUGUCUCUUCAUUGUGGCGGUGGCAGUCGCCGUCGCCAUUUGUCGGCUAAAGAUGCCCUCCAAGAAGGCUAUCAACACCCCCACUGUCCAGAAGGUGUCCAAGUUCCCACUCAAGCGACAGGUAACAGUGUCCCUGGAGUCGAACUCGUCCAUGAAUUCCAACACCCCCCUGGUGAGAAUCGCCCGCCUCUCCUCCAGCGAGGGGCCCAUGCUGGCCAACGUGUCUGAGCUGGAGCUCCCUGCCGACCCCAAGUGGGAGCUGUGCAGAUCUCGUCUUACCCUGGGAAAACCUCUUGGUGAAGGCUGUUUUGGCCAGGUGGUCAUGGCAGAAGCCAUCGGCAUCGAUAAGGACAAGCCCAACAAGCCCGUCACUGUAGCGGUGAAGAUGUUGAAAGAUGAUGCCACGGACAAGGAUCUCUCUGACUUGGUCUCUGAAAUGGAAAUGAUGAAAAUGAUCGGAAAACACAAAAACAUCAUUAACUUGUUGGGAGCCUGCACACAGGAUGGCCCCCUUUACGUCCUGGUGGAAUAUGCAUCCAAGGGGAACCUUCGUGAGUACCUGCGGGCCCGAAGACCCCCCGGGAUGGACUACUCCUUCGAUACCUGCAAGCUUCCAGAAGAACAGCUGACCUUCAAGGACCUGGUGUCCUGUGCCUACCAGGUGGCCAGAGGCAUGGAGUACCUGGCAUCCCAGAAGUGCAUUCACCGAGAUCUGGCUGCUCGGAACGUGCUCGUGACAGAAGACAGCGUAAUGAAGAUCGCGGACUUCGGCCUCGCCAGGGACGUGCACAAUAUUGACUACUACAAGAAAACUACCAAUGGGCGACUGCCUGUGAAAUGGAUGGCUCCGGAAGCCCUGUUUGACCGGGUGUACACUCACCAGAGCGAUGUCUGGUCUUUUGGUGUCCUGCUUUGGGAGAUCUUUACUCUAGGAGGUUCCCCGUACCCUGGGAUUCCUGUCGAGGAGCUCUUCAAGCUGUUAAAAGAGGGCCAUCGGAUGGACAAACCUGCCAACUGCACCCAUGAUCUAUAUAUGAUCAUGCGUGAGUGCUGGCAUGCGGUCCCAUCCCAGAGACCCACCUUCAAGCAGCUGGUUGAAGACCUAGAUCGAGUCCUCACAGUCACAUCAACAGAUGAGUAUCUGGACCUGUCUGUUCCCUUUGAACAGUACUCCCCUACCUGCCAGGACAGCCAUAGCACCUGCUCCUCCGGAGAUGACUCGGUGUUUGCCCACGACCUGCUGCCGGAGGAGCCCUGCCUCCCCAAAGGCCCCAAGUGUAACGGCGCCCUCAGGACGUGAUAGCCUCCCCGACGUGGCCCCGGGACCUGUGGGGAGCUGAGCUCGUCCAGAAUGGAGGCCUGCAAGCCUGGAACCAGAGGGGACUCACCAUCCAGGAGGAUGGGGUCUGGGUCCAGGCCGAGGAGAGCCUCCUGGCCCGCUGAAACUUUGUUUCCCCCCGAUCGUUUUUGCUGUAGAAAGAAGCCAAGAAGCACUGUAUGGCCUGAAAGAAGAAAAGCCUCUUGCCAAGAUGAUUAUAUGAUAGUAUAUAUAUAUAUAUAUAUAUAUA
Messenger RNA from Vombatus ursinus (common wombat), 3340 nucleotides. It is a transcript of the gene FGFR3, whose product is annotated as fibroblast growth factor receptor 3. The coding region runs from base 511 to 3072 and encodes 853 amino acids. Gene Ontology annotation, biological process: fibroblast growth factor receptor signaling pathway; positive regulation of cell population proliferation; positive regulation of kinase activity. The record is from RefSeq and is a predicted model, not a curated record. Gene Ontology annotation, molecular function: fibroblast growth factor binding; interleukin-1 receptor activity; ATP binding. The transcript is spliced from 20 exons. NCBI's taxonomy places the organism in Eukaryota, Metazoa, Chordata, Mammalia, Diprotodontia, Vombatidae. Gene Ontology annotation, cellular component: membrane; signaling receptor complex.